Strongyloides ratti is the source of this 1185-nucleotide messenger RNA. RefSeq names its product Endoplasmic reticulum resident protein 44. The coding region runs from base 1 to 1185 and encodes 394 amino acids. Lineage: Eukaryota; Metazoa; Nematoda; Chromadorea; Rhabditida; Strongyloididae. The transcript is spliced from 2 exons. The record is from RefSeq and is a predicted model, not a curated record.
AUGAACCAAUCAGUUAUAUAUAUUAAUUCACAAAAUCAUGAUCAAGUCAUUGAAUCUUCAGAUGUUGUUUUUACGGCUUUUUGUGCAGAUUGGUGUCCAUUUAGUAGGAGACUUAAACCUAUUUGGGAAGAAGCGGGUAAAAAAUGGGGAGAAAAAUAUCCUGGUACCAGUGUAACAUUUGCUAUUGUUGAUUCAGUACAAGAAUCUGAGGUUGCUGAUAAAUAUUAUGUCAAUAAGUUUCCUACAAUGAAAAUAUUUAUUAAUGGUGAAUUAGCAACAAAAGAAUAUAGAGGGGCAAGAAAUGUUGAUGCAUUACAUGACUUUGUACGUCAACACCUUGAAUCAGCUAUAAAAGAAUUUACAUCAGAUAAUGAAUUGGAUAGAAAUAUGAAUAAAGAAAAAAGAAAUAUUGUUGGAUAUUUUCAGUCACCAGAUGCUCCUGAAUUUAAAUAUUUUAAAAAAAUUUCUGCAAUUCUUAAAGAUGAUUGCUCAUUUUGGUUUUCAAAAAGUGUUACUAAACCUGGUUAUGGAAAUGUUGUUGUUUUUCAUGAUCCAGAUACUAAUGAUGAACAAAAAUAUACAGGAAAUUUAAAUGAUUAUGAAUUUCUUAAAACAUGGAUUACUGAUAAAUGUAUACCUCUAGUUAGAGAAGUUACAUUUGAAAAUGUUGAAGAAUUAACUGAAGAAGGAUUACCAUUCUUAUUAUAUUUCCGUGAUCCAAAAGAUACAGAAGGUGAUAAAAAAUUUACCAAUCUUGUACAAUCAGAAUUAAUGGAACAUAAAAGUACUGUUAAUGCUUUACUUGCUGAUGGUUUUAAAUUUGCUCAUCCACUUAAACAUCUUGGAAAAACUUCACAUGAUCUUCCUGUUGUUGCUAUUGAUUCAUUUCAACAUAUGUUUUUAUUCCCAGAUAUGUCAAAAUUAUAUGAACCAGGUCAAUUAAAGAAAUUUAUUAUAGAUCUUCAUUCUGGAAAAUUACAUAAAGAAUUUCAUGAAACACUUGACCAAAGAUUGGCUGAUUUACAAAAGUUUGCUGAGGAACAAGCUAAAAUUGAACCUAAAGAUGGAUCCGCAGGACCACCUUCAGCUGUCCCAAUACCUGAUGGUACACCAAAACCAUCAGUCUUUAAAGAACUUAAACCAUCUGAAAAAAGAUAUUCACUUUUAGUAAAAAAUGAACUUUAA